Exophiala xenobiotica is the source of this 1039-nucleotide messenger RNA. Its product is annotated as ubiquinol-cytochrome c reductase, iron-sulfur subunit. Gene Ontology annotation, molecular function: quinol-cytochrome-c reductase activity; 2 iron, 2 sulfur cluster binding. The transcript has 3 exons. Gene Ontology annotation, biological process: mitochondrial electron transport, ubiquinol to cytochrome c. The record is from RefSeq and is a predicted model, not a curated record. NCBI's taxonomy places the organism in Eukaryota, Fungi, Ascomycota, Eurotiomycetes, Chaetothyriales, Herpotrichiellaceae. The coding region runs from base 64 to 837 and encodes 257 amino acids. Gene Ontology annotation, cellular component: membrane.
CAACCUCAAUUCCUAGCUUCCACCUCCUCAAACAAAAGGCCUCUCUGCUCACCACUCCUCACAAUGCGGCCAGCCUCAACCUCCGCCGGCGCUGCCCUGCGCAACUGGACCCGACACCCCCUCCCUACUUCGCCAUCCUCGUCUUCCCGUCUGGCCGCAGCCUCCGCCACUACAGCUUCAUCCCCGAACUCACAGCGACGGCUACAAUCCAAUGAACCCAAUGCCGUAGCGAGCUCGAGCUUCCAUAGUCCUUUCACUGCCCACAGAGCACCCGAUAAGAAAGACACCACCCAGAUUCCCAGCUUCAAGGCCUAUGCCUCGCCCCGAUCUGAAGUCACGAACCGGGUUUUCCAAUAUUUCAUGGCCGGCUCGAUGGGUCUGCUCGCAGCAGCGGGUGCAAAAAACACUGUGCAGGAUUUCCUAGUCAACAUGUCCGCAUCCGCCGACGUCCUGGCCAUGGCCAAAGUUGAGAUCGACCUUGCUGCUAUCCCGGAGGGCAAGAACGUCAUUAUCAAGUGGCGAGGCAAGCCUGUUUUCAUCCGUCACAGAACGGAAGAUGAGAUCAAGGAGGCCGAAUCUGUCAAUCUUUCCAUCCUCCGUGACCCUCAAAAAGACGAGGACCGUGUCAAGAAACCCGAGUGGCUCAUCAUGUUGGGUGUCUGCACACACUUGGGUUGUGUCCCGAUUGGUGAAGCCGGUGAUUUUGGUGGUUGGUUCUGCCCGUGCCACGGUUCGCACUACGAUAUCUCUGGACGAGUGAGAAAAGGUCCUGCCCCGUUGAACUUGGAAGUACCCGAGUAUGAUUUCCCUGAGGAAGACAAGCUCGUCAUCGGUUAGACGCGAUUCACUACUGGUUGUACGUCGGUGGGAGGGUUAGCGGAGCUGAAAGCUUGAUCGGCUGAUACCCGUAAAGACUGCAGCGUGAGCACUGUACACAUUAGAGAAGGGCGAGUCUGAUGCCGUUGUUCGAGGUGCCGAGGUGGUCGAGACAGAAAAAAGAACAAAUACCAAAUACCAAAAGACCUAAACAUGUAGCCGA